Messenger RNA from Puntigrus tetrazona (Sumatra barb), 1280 nucleotides. RefSeq names its product kininogen 1 (gene kng1). The record is from RefSeq and is a predicted model, not a curated record. Gene Ontology annotation, cellular component: blood microparticle; extracellular region. The transcript has 7 exons. Gene Ontology annotation, biological process: negative regulation of endopeptidase activity; negative regulation of blood coagulation; positive regulation of cytosolic calcium ion concentration. The coding region runs from base 80 to 1105 and encodes 341 amino acids. Gene Ontology annotation, molecular function: cysteine-type endopeptidase inhibitor activity. NCBI's taxonomy places the organism in Eukaryota, Metazoa, Chordata, Actinopteri, Cypriniformes, Cyprinidae.
AAAUCAUUACAGAGACAGAUAGAGUCAAGAGCGGACACUUCUGGAACCUCUCAUUCCAACACUGUUGGGUUUCGAAAGAAUGACGCGGGAUAAAAUCUUGAUGGUUUUUGCCCUAGCUUGGCUUUAUUCUUCUGGAGGACAUGGACAAACUGAUGUAAAAAUUCCAUGUGAUGAUAAACGUGUGGAGAACGUUGUGAAUUUAACUCUUUCUACGCAUAAUAAGAUACUAACAGAAGGUGGUCAGCUGGCUCUCUAUGAAAUCCUGGAGGCUACAAAGGCUCAGAAUGAAUCGGUGGAAGUUGUGUUUGUACGGUUCACAAGCAGAGAGACAGAUUGUCCUGCAGGAGGAGACAAGGCUUGGCAUGAAUGUGACUAUCUGCAAGAAGUAGAUAAGGCACUCAUAAUCUGUCACGCGAAAGUCCAGUUUGAAGAAGCAGCUCAAGAGUUACUGUUACAUGACUGUACAGCUGAGCCAGCUGUUUCCUCCAAAGUCGCCCCGUGUCUGGGCUGCCCUGAAAAGAUCGAUUUACAGCAUGAGGACCUGAGAGAACCACUUAUUCACUCUUUGUCGAAAGCCAACAGCAUGGCCAACCGCGAGCAUUUCUUCAUCUUUAAGGGCUUGACAUUGGCGACGAAACAGGUGGUUGCUGGAUUCAGGUAUAGAUUGCAGUUUUUUAUUGAGAAGAGCAACUGCACCAGGGCAGAGUUCAAAGUGGUUACUGAGGAGUGCCACCCAGUCCAGGAAAAAACGGAGGUUUUGCAGUGUAACUCUACUGUGGAUGUGGCUCCUUGGAGGCACGAGGGCCCAGAAGUGCACGUUGAAUGUGAGGCAGCGGUUAUUAAAACCGUGACCAGAUUUAAGCGGCCACCGGGCUGGUCUCCUCUUAGGAUCAUGCCCGAAAAGAAAAAGGUCAAAGAAUCCUCAGAGGAAUCCAAGGAGAGCAUCGGCGCGACCAAAAGCACGCCGCUCAACUGUCCUACCAAACCCUGGAAAGAGUUCAAGCCGGUCAUCGCCAGCGUCGCUCCUCUAAACACCACAGAGCCGUCACAGCCGGACACGACCGCAGCAGAGUCUGCAUUCAACGACCAGGAUCUGAUCAGCUGAGCGCUCGCUGCGUGUUUAAAUGGAUACUAAAAUUAAAAAAAGUGAAGGAGGAAAGGAAAUUAAACUACCAUUCUUACGAUGUGUUUCUGAAGUGUUAUUCAUUUAUUUGUGGAUGCUGCAAUAAUUCACAGUACUUUGUCUCAUAUUUCACAAUAAAAACCCACAUAAAAACAUG